Danio rerio (zebrafish) is the source of this 1386-nucleotide messenger RNA. RefSeq names its product solute carrier family 16 member 1a (gene slc16a1a). Gene Ontology annotation, biological process: transmembrane transport; monocarboxylic acid transport. Gene Ontology annotation, cellular component: basolateral plasma membrane; apical plasma membrane; membrane. Lineage: Eukaryota; Metazoa; Chordata; Actinopteri; Cypriniformes; Danionidae. Gene Ontology annotation, molecular function: transmembrane transporter activity; symporter activity; monocarboxylic acid transmembrane transporter activity. The record is from RefSeq and is marked provisional.
AUGGCACCUGCUGUUGGAGGUCCUGUUGGCUACACUCCUCCUGAGGGGGGCUGGGGCUGGGCUGUAGUGCUUGGUGCCUUCAUAUCUAUCGGUUUCUCCUACGCCUUCCCAAAGUCCAUUACUGUGUUUUUCAAGGAAAUUGAAGUGAUCUUCAAUGCCACCAGCAGUCAAGUGUCCUGGAUCUCUUCUAUCAUGCUCGCUGUCAUGUAUGGAGGAGGUCCUGUCAGCAGUAUCCUGGUCAACAAAUAUGGAAGUCGUCCUAUCAUGAUUUUAGGAGGCUGUCUGUCAGGAGCAGGGCUCAUCGCUGCCUCAUUUUGCAAUACCGUUGAGGGCUUAUACUUCUGUGUUGGUGUUGUGGGAGGUCUGGGACUCGCAUUUAAUCUCAACCCAGCUCUCACAAUGAUCGGCAAAUAUUUCUACAAAAAGCGUCCAAUUGCUAAUGGCAUCGCUAUGGCAGGAAGCCCGGUCUUCCUGUCAACUCUAGCUCCUCUAAACACAUGGUUCUUCGAUCAGUUUGGCUGGAGAGGGAGUUUCUUGAUCCUGGGUGGACUUUUGCUCAAUUGUUGUGUCGCAGGAUCACUCAUGAGACCCAUUGGGCCAAAACCCCAACCUGCUGUUAAGGCCGACAACAGUAACAGCCGAGCCAAAGAGCGAAAGACGGUGGUCGAGGUCAUCAAUGGUUUUAUCGAUCUGACACUCUUCAAGCACCGUGGCUUUUUGCUUUACCUUUUGGGGAAUGUGGUCAUGUUCUUCGGCCUCUUCUCUCCUCUUGUCUUCCUCAGUAAUUACGCCAAGAGCAAGCAAAUUCCCAGGGAGAAGGCAGCUUUUCUGCUCUCUAUUCUGGCAUUUGUUGAUAUGGUCGCACGGCCGUCAAUGGGAAUAGUCGCCAACACAAAAUGGGUGAGACCGAGGGUGCAGCACUUCUUCGCUGCUUCUAUUCUGCUCAAUGGUGUGUGCCACUUGCUUGCGCCUCUGUCCACAGACUACACCGGCUUUGUGAUUUAUGCCAUCUUCUUUGGGUUUGCUUUUGGAUGGUUGAGCUCGGUGCUGUUCGAGACCCUCAUGGAUCUCGUCGGGGCUCAGCGGUUCUCCAGUGCUGUCGGACUGGUGACAAUUGUGGAAUGUGGGCCGGUGUUACUGGGGCCUCCUUUACUAGGGAAGUUCAAUGACAUCUACCAUGACUACAAGUACACUUACAUGGGCUGUGGGAUUGUCCUGCUGAUCGGCAGCUUGUUUUUGUUUGUCGGAAUGGGCAUCAAUUACAAACUACUGGAAAGAGAAGCAAAAGAGGAGUCCAAGAAAGCCAAUCAGCAUGAUGACCCUGGAAAAGAGGUUGAAGAGGCAUUGAAAGCAGCUGAAGACAAUGCUGCAGAGGAGGCUGUGUGA